AGCGCUGUCUCGUGCGUUAUCGCAUGUCGCUGUUUAUUAGUUGAAAUGAUUUAGCAUUUUACGAGUACAAAUCCUAGAAAUCCAGCAUCUGCGCGUAAAUGUCGUUAAUGAAAGUUAUGUUGUUAUUUAUCAUAGUAUAGUAUUCCUGUUCGAAAGCAUUAGUCAUGUUUAUAACAUUAUUUUUUGCUGUCUUUGGCAGUUUUUUGUGUGUAAACUUUAUUAUUUUACCAUUGUCUCAGAUGUUUAAUUGAAUUUACGGUGUGAAAAUAAUAUUUAAAGAAAGACUGUCUUUGGGAAGAAAUAUUAGAUGUGAUAUCUGAGAAAAAUAAAGUUGAGAUGUUGAUCAUGAGCGCUCAGGUGGAGGUGGUCUGCUGUAAAUCAGUAGGAACUGAUCUGUCCAUGCUGGAUAUUGAGGAUUUCAUCACAGAAAUCUGUCAGCUGAAGAAAGAGGUGGCUUCACUGGAGGCAAAGCUGAGAGAAAGAGGAGACGAUCUGAACAGAGAGGUUUGGGUGCGUGAGACUGAUGGGACAGAAGCUCAGGAUUCAGUCUGGAGCGUCAGAGAUCAGAGAUCCAGAGACACACAGGACUCAGAGCUCAGCCUCACUUUACUCUGUUAUACUGACGCUCAGGAUCUUGAAUCCACUGAUCAAACCUCUGACUGUAACGCUGGAGAACAGCAGAUGCUGCAGACGCCGCUGAAGAUGUGCUCCGUCAAACUGGUGGACUGCAGGAACCUGAUAGAGAGCAGAGGAGAAGAAACCACCGCAGAGGAAGAGCAACAGCACACUGAUGAGGAAGAGGAGGAGGAUGAGAAUAAUGGAGAUGAUGAUGAUGAUUUCAUCCCUACAAAUGACAAUGGUGGUUCAUCUUCUGAUGGAAAAACAGCCUUGACCUCAAAAGAGCAGCUGAAGAGUUUCUCCUGCAUCACCUGUGCAAAAACAUUGAGUUCACAGAGAAACUUACUGAGACACCAGAGAACACACACAGAACAGAAAGACUUCAGCUGCAAGAGAUGCGACACCAGCUUUCCUACUGCAGAAGAGAGGACACUUCAUUCAAAAAAGCACAAAGUGAAGAAGGAGUUUCGCUGUGAACAGUGCGGGAAGGAUUUUUUCACCACUGCUCAGAACAUGAAAGCUCAUAUAAAGACACAUGAGGAAAAGUCUUUCCACUACAGUGAAUGUGACAAGUAUUUCAGCACCAAAGGAAGUCUGGAUGCUCAUAAGCGAAUCCACACGGGAGAAAGACCAUACAAGUGUCCUCACUGCGAGAAGAGCUACAACCAUCGGUCGGUUCUGAAGAAACAUGUGCGUGUUCACACCAAUGAGAGACCGUACCAGUGUAGUGAAUGUGGGAAAACCUUCACAAACUCAGGCACUCUAAACUCACACAAGAGAAUCCACUCUGAUGAGAAACCGUAUCAGUGCAGACACUGUGAGAAAGGAUUCCGGCAGAUUUCCAAUCUGAUUUGUCACGAGAGGAUUCACACCGGAGAGAAACCAUAUCUGUGCUCCCACUGCGGGAAGAGCUUUUCUGAUCCGACUCAUUUUAGAGAACAUCAAAGAAUUCACACGGGAGAAAAACCGUAUCACUGCAGCGUUUGUGAGAAGAGGUUCAGGAAGUUCGAUACUUUACAAAAGCACAAGAGGAUUCAUACCAGAGAAAGACCAUUCAAAUGCUCACAAUGUGACAAAACGUUUGCACGAUCAGACGUCCUGAAGGUCCACGAGCGAGUUCAUACAGGAGAGAAACCUUACCACUGCUCCAUCUGCGGUGAGAGAUUCGCUUAUUUAGGUAGCUUUCAGACCCAUCAGAACAAACACGCUAAAGAACAAACUGCUCCAGAAUCAUCAGAGUGACUUUUCAUGCCUUGGUCUGUCAAUAUAAAAGGCUUAAUUUCCACAGUUGCUUACAUCAUUCAUGCCAUGUGAUAUAUGACAGUAACGUCAUUCACAUGAUAAUUUAAAUUUAAAACAUGAACCUUAUCUUAUACAACAGGUGAACUGGAUUUCUGAGCAGCGUUCAUACUGUGGAUAUUUAAUCCAACAUCACCGAGUGAUUUCAUUGUACGUUAUUACAGACCAGAGUGUGAGUUGUGUUAUGUGUGACUGUCAUUUUUCUCAUAUACUUUGGAAAUAUUUUCAUCUAUUCAGUAAAAGUGUAUGAACGAAACAUUACUCAGUAUUAACUGUUUGUUAAAAGAAUAAUUAUACUAUUAGCUUAAGAAACUUGGGGCGGACCUCAUCCACCCCGGAGCCUUGCCACCGCAGAGUUUUUUGACUACCUCAGCAACUUCAGCCAGGGUAAUGGAUGAGCCCACCUUGUCCCCAGCCUCAGCUUCCUUUACGGAAGGCAUGGUGGAGGGAUUGAGGAGAUCCUCAAAGUACUCUUUCCACUACCCGACAACAUCCUCAGCUGAAGUCAGCAAUGCACCACUUCCACUGUAUAUAGAGUUGGCGGAACACUGCUUCCCCCUUCUGAGCCGCCGGACCGUUUGCCAGAAUCUCUUUGAGGCCAACUGAAAGUCUUCCUCCAUGGCCUCACCAAACUCCUCCCAGGCCCGAGUUUUUGCCAUGGCGACUGCCAGAGCCAUGUUCUGCUUGGCCCGCUGGUACCCGUCAUCAGCUUCAGGAGUCCCACAGGUCAGCCAGACCCGACAGAAGUCAACUUGACAGCAUCCCUUACCUCUGGUGUCCACCACAGUGUUCAGGGAUUGCUGCCACGACAGGCGCCAGAGACUUUAAGUCCGCAGCUCUGAACUGCUGCUCCAACAAUGGAGGUGUGGAACAUAGUCCAUUCAGACUCAACGUCCCCAGUCUCCAUCGGGACCUGGUUGAAGCUCUGUCACAGGUGGGAGUUGAAGACCUCUCUGAUGGGGGCCUCAGCCAAACAUUCCCAACAGACCCUCACUAUGCGUUUGGGCCUGCCAGGUCUGUCCAGCCUUCUCCCCCGUCAUCGAAUCCAACUCACCACCAGGUGGUGAUCAGUUGACAGCUCAGCCCCUCUCUUUAUGCGAGUGUCCAAGACAUACGGCCGAAAAUCAGAAGAAACGACUACAAAGACAAUUAUCAACUUCCAACCUGUCGCCCGCUGAUUGCAUCUACUACAGAACACAGAUCCAUUCCGUAUAACUAAGCACAGCAACACAAACAUGACAAAUAAAAAAAAAACACGUGGAAACAAUGCGAAUGUAUGGAAAUGUCUGUUCCUUUGCAUAAAAACAAUGUGCGAUCAGUGCGUCAAGAGCACUCAUACAGGCAUUAUUAUAACAGAUUCACAAGUGCUUACUGUACAACUCCUGUACGCCACCGCAAUCGUCUUUACCUUGAUUGCAGUCUUCAUCCAUUAAACCUUUGCUAGCGAGACUGGUUAUCCAGUCGAGAAAACGUUAUACUGUUAUAAAGUGUCAUGAGAAUAAACCAUAAACUAAUAUAGAGAAAAUGAACAGGGAUCUACACAGAAGGGAAGAGAUCCUAAGAGAAUGACACAGAGAGUAAAUAUGAUUCGAGAUGAUGCGUUAAAAAAGCAGUAAUAUACUUCAAAUUAAUUCACAUCUUGAAUACAAUUUGUAUUUCAAUCAUAUUUAGUCGUGCUGUGCAGCGGGGGGCUCUAGAAGACUUUCAGUAACAUACUGAUUGACUGAAUGACAGAAAUGUGUCGAUAAAUUACUUUUUGUUUUGAUUUUGAAAACUUGUUGAUAUUGUUUGUUUCAAAAUUAAACUUUCUUAUUUGUCAUAUUCAAAGUUAA
Molecule: messenger RNA, 3749 nt
Organism: Cyprinus carpio (common carp)
Lineage: Eukaryota; Metazoa; Chordata; Actinopteri; Cypriniformes; Cyprinidae
Biological process (GO): regulation of transcription by RNA polymerase II
Molecular function (GO): DNA-binding transcription factor activity; RNA polymerase II cis-regulatory region sequence-specific DNA binding
Source: RefSeq, a predicted model, not a curated record